Molecule: messenger RNA, 5205 nt
Organism: Corythoichthys intestinalis (scribbled pipefish)
Lineage: Eukaryota; Metazoa; Chordata; Actinopteri; Syngnathiformes; Syngnathidae
Product: mitochondrial import inner membrane translocase subunit TIM16-like
Exons: 31
Coding region: 547-3726 (1059 amino acids)
Biological process (GO): protein import into mitochondrial matrix; actin filament organization
Cellular component (GO): TIM23 mitochondrial import inner membrane translocase complex
Molecular function (GO): actin filament binding
Source: RefSeq, a predicted model, not a curated record
ACACUGAAAGGCUUUGAAACAAAAAUAUUAAAGCAGUUUUCCAACGCGACAAAAGACAAAUGAAAGAUGUUACUUAUUCUUCGACAGAAAGCUUAAUUGAGUCAAGUUCAGUUAGGUCACAAUUAGUUAAAUUUCCACGUUUGUACAUUUAACUUAGCCUUCGAACCUUUACGGCUCGCCACAGCACGUCUAUUGUACAUCACUCGAUUAGACUCACCCACGUGUCAAUAUACACGAAAGUAUCCUUUACAUUUUAUUCACAUGUGACGACGGUCAAUCCUUUCCCCGUGUUUUAUUCCAACACACUCUCACGGGCAGCAAGGUGGCUGAAAGCUAGAAUUCCGAGCAGCUCUUGAACGCGACACGGGCAUUACCUCGCCAGCACGCGACCGAGAGUACCUUCAUUUCUUCCAACUGCAACUCCGCCCGACCGCGACGUUCUCGUGCCUUGAAGCGAGCAGACACCAUCGCCGGGCGGCACAACCUGAGCUGUCAGGAACGCUUUGCAAGAGAGACACCCGGAAGGCACCGACAAAGAAUCGCACCAUGAACCGCUUCAAGACCUCCAAAUUCAAAAAUACUACUCCGAAAAUCGCCAAGAAGGAUCAAUGGAUCAACAACGUCCGUGCCAAAUCCUUCUCCUGUCAGGGAAACCAUAUCAAGGCCAGCGCCAAGCUGGUGGCCUUCAACACAGAGCAGGCUGGGGGCAGCAUGCUGGGAGUCACGUCUUUGAAACCUGCUGCGGAUGGACAAUGGAGCAUCACUCACAUCUCCUGCCAUUCUGAUCUGGUGACUGACUUGGACUUUUCCCCAUUUGAUGACAGUCUUCUAGCAACAUGCUCAGCAGAUGAAACGGUGAAGCUAUGGCGUUUGUGUGACCCGGAGUCACAGCAGCAGCCUUCCAAGCCAGAUCUCACUUUCAGCCCCGACCAGGGACGGCUGGAGAGGGUACUCUUCCACCCGACCUCUUCCGGACUGCUGGCCGUCGGCGCCGCGAAGUGUCCUCUCAUUUUGGACGUGGACCGCCCGGACGUGCCGCUCUCAGUUCUGGAGCAGCACGGUGACCAGCUGCAGAGUCUGAGCUGGAAAGAAGACGGGUCUUUGCUGGCUUCUACCUGCAAGGACAAGAUGCUGCGAGUGUUUGACCCAAGAGCCCAGCUGAAACCAGUUCAGAGCGCCUCCUGCCUUCAGAACGACAAAGAUUCUUGCACUCUGUGGGCCAAGGAAGACUUUCUGCUGAUCACAAGCUUUGAUAGGAUGCGUAACAGGGAGUUGAGGCUUUGGGACAGCAGGAACUUGACUUCUUCCUUGAGCUCGCAGACCUUUGGCACUUGCAGUGGGAAGCUGAUUCCGCUUUUUGAUGCUGAUACUGGUCUCCUCGUACUGGCUGGCAUGGGUGACAAAGUGGCUGACUGCUUUGAAGUGUCCACUUCUCAGCCCUUCCUCUCCCAAGUGAGCCACUGUCUGACCGACAUGUCAACCCGCGGCGUCGCCAUGGUACCCAAGAUGGCUUUGGAUGUGAUGUCUUGUGAAGUGAUGCGCGUUCUCCAGCUGACGGACAACUGCAUCGUGCCCAUCAGCUAUCAAGUCCCACGCAAGAAUUCCGGCUACGAUUUCCACGCGGACCUUUACCCGGACACUGCAGGCCCAAGUCCGGCCAUGUCUGCUGAUGAGUGGUGGCAGGGCGGGAACAAGCAGGUGGAGAAAGUCAGCCUUCACCCGGACAAGCGAUCCAAACCGGCUGAGGCACCAAAGGCCAAGCCGACGCCAGCAAAUAUGGAUGCUAUCAGAGGGGACACAAAGGAGGCAGCACGUGGUUGUUCCAUCUCCAGCAGUCCAAUCAGCACCCCAAGCAGCAGCGCCGCCCCAUCCCGCUCACCAUCCUCCACCUCAGGUCUCUCCUCAGGCUUCCUGCCUUCUCCAAGUCCGGGCCAGGCGUCCAAGGCCUUCCAGAACUUUCUUGGCCCGACCUCCAAGUUCCGACACAUUGUGGGCACGGUGCUGCACCGCGACACGCACAUCACCAACGUACGCGACCUCAAAUUGACCACGCCAGGCGAGUGCGACGGCUUCUGCGUCAAUCGCCUGCACGCCGCCGUGCCUCUCGCCAUAUCCGGCGGCCAGAUCGCCAUCUUUGAGCGCUCACGACCCGGGAAGCUGCCGGACACUGCCAUGCCCACCGUACAGAACUCUGUCAACGUGGCCGACCUUUGUUGGGACCCUUUUGACGCGCAUAGGCUCGCUGUGGCCGGCGAGGACGCUAAAAUCCGAGUAUGGCAAGUGCCACAGGACGGCCUCAAAGAGACUCUUACUGAACCUGAACUCGUCUUGCAAGGCCACACGGAGAAAAUCUACUCCAUCAAGUUCCACCCUUUGGCUAGAGAUCUGCUGGUGUCUUCGUCCUACGACCUUACUGUCCGAAUCUGGAAUCUUGAAGACGGCGAGCAGGUGCAGAUCCUCACCGGACACCAGGAUCAGGUGUUCGCCAUGGCUUGGAGUCCAGAUGGCAAACUGCUGGCGACCGUGUGCAAAGAUGGCAAAAUUCGCAUCUACGACCCGCGCAAGUCCAAUGCGCCUGUGCAGGAAGGUCCUGGUCCGGAUGGCCACAGAGGCGCUCGUGUGGUUUGGGUGUGUGAAGGCAAAUACCUGCUAGUGUCCGGAUUUGACAGCCGCAGCGAGCGAAGCCUCUACUUGUACGCCGCCUCUUCAAUUUCCUCUGGAGUGGUGGCCAGCGUCUCCCUGGACGUCUCCCCUUCCACCCUGAUUCCGUUUUAUGACCCAGACACCAGUGUAGUCUUCCUCACUGGAAAGGGGGACACCAGAGUGCACAUCUAUGAGAUCUUCCCUGAAGAGCCGUAUUUUGUGGAAUGCAGCAGUUUUAACAGCCCUGAGCCGCACAAGGGUUUGGCCUUCCUCCCGAAGAGCGAGUGCAACGUGCGCGAGGUUGAGAUAGCGGCGGCGUUGAUGCUCACUAAGACAACCGUGGAGCCAGUGGUCUUCAAGGUGCCAAGAGUCAAGAAAGAGUUCUUCCAGGAUGACCUGUACCCAGAAACCUCGGUGUGCUGGGAGCCGGCGCUGAGCGCAUCGGCCUGGCUCGACAACGCCGACGGUCAGCACAGGAAGAUCAGCUUGAGGCCAAGCGACAUGGCGCCGGUAAGCGAAGCCCCCAAAGAAGCCCCAGUGAGGAAGUACAUGCCCUCGUCUUUCUACUUGGAGGAGAAGACUGACGAGCAGAAGAAAGAAGAGCUCCUGGUUGCUAUGGUUGCCAAACUGGGAAACAUGGACGACCCGUUGCCCCAGGAAUCCUUCGAGGGAGUCGACGAGGACGAGUGGGCUAAGUAUUUAGCACAAGUGAUUGUUAUGGGAGUUCAAGUGGUAGGCCGUGCUUUUGCUCGGGCUUUACAGCAAGAAUAUGCAGCGAGUCAGGCAGCAGCGCGAGCACGAAGCAGCGCCGGUCAGCAUUCUGCCGCCGCUACCAGCAUAUCUGGGAUGAGUUUACAAGAAGCGCAGCAGAUCCUUAACGUCUCUAAGAUGGAACCAGAGGAAAUCCAGAAGAACUAUGAACAUCUUUUCAAAGUCAACGACAAGUCUGUGGGCGGUUCAUUUUACUUACAAUCAAAAGUGGUCCGGGCUAAAGAGCGUCUAGAUGAGGAACUAAAUAUUGAAGCACAAGAACAGCAGCGGCAACAGCAAAAGCAGCAAUCGCAGCAAAACACAGAAACAUGAAGUAUGAAACCACCUUCCCUUAUCCCGCCACGUCACCUGUAAAUUAUACCCUAGUAAAUGUCAACGCUUUCUCUACUUGUUGACAUCCUCGAUACGAGCAGGAAACACAUUUCGAGAAAGAAAUGUUAUUUAUGCACUGCAACACAGCAAGGGAAACUCGGCUUUCCCCCAAAAUGCCCAAAAAAAUAAGUGAUCAAAUCUGUACUAUUAUGUUGAAGGGAAUAGUAUCCAUUCACAUAUUUACUGUUUGACCGUUUGUAUUACUCUUAACACACCCAAUAUGAAAUAAAUAGCAUUUAAAUCAUAGCUUAAGAAAACAAGUAGAAUAUAUUUGAAAAUAUGAGUAGUUGGACUUGGAGCGAUUGGAAUUUGCAGCGCCAAGACAAUAAGCAGAUAAGGGCAUAACAACUACAGGAUGCCUGCUGACUCUGGAAGCCCAACGCGCAUGUCAUGCAGCUGACUGAGUGAGAUGGACGCUGACUGAGCGAGACAAGCGGGUGAUGGGCAAGACAUCUACAAGCCCACGUCUGGACCACCAAAUCCUGCCAUCAGUUCUUCUGGGGGACAAUAAUUGACAGUCCAGAACAAUGGCGGGACAUCCUGUCUUGCCACAAGGAACGCCUGAUAACAAGAAGACUCCACAGUUGAGAAUUUCAAUACUCAGCGCUCAUUUUGCGCAGAGACUGAUGACAUCUCCAACUUUGGUUCCCUUUGCAACAGUGACACACAGACUACUCUGCCCAAUCUGCAACAGACAAUUACCCAAAACAACACCCAAACACACCCUUCUUCCUGACAACAGCCCGCCUCGACAGAGCCUUCAAAAGACUAAAUUCUUGAGCUAGUGCUGUCCUUUCUCUGGAAUCUUUUGUUGACCUGUGAUAUGGUGACCCUAGAUCCAGCCUUCUUCUUCGUUUGGGUCUGUGUGCUGUUUUUGCCAUGCUGUCUGAUUGCUGUCGACUUGGAAUAAAUUGUCAACUUGUGUUUCGAAGCCUUUUUCCAGCUUUUAAAAUGGAGUCACUACAAGGGGUUAAUACAAAGGGUGUAACGGUACAUGUUAUAGUAUUGAACCGUUUCGGUACGUGGUAGUCUGUUCGGAACGGACACGUACCGAACGAGUUUCUGACGUAAUAUAACUAGGGCUGUCAAAAUUAUCGCGUUAACGGGCGUUAAUUAAUUUUUAAAAUUAAUCACGUUAAAAUAUUUGACGGAAUUAACGCACCCGCUGGCAUAUUGCCUCAAACAUUACAAUCAGGCCGUUUAUGGACAUUAAGAGUGAAGAGAAUGCCACCGGCCGCUUGGGGGCAGCGUUGUUCCAUACUCAUGUCCUCUAAACGUGGGAGAAUUAGUAGUUGUGAGACGUUUAUGCUGUAUUCACAAUGCAAUGCAAAUUGCUAUUUGUGCUCCACACAUAUUUCGGUAAGUUUUCUUUCUUUUAGUGGCAAUUAUGUGUCUCUUGUUUUAUUUUGGGUAAGAUAU